AUGAGAAUGAGGUUAAUAAGAGAGAGAAUUUUGCCGCGUGGGUAUAGUAGUAUACAAGGCACUUUUCUCCCCUCUUCUCUUCUCUUUGGAGGUUAAAGCAAAUCUCGAAACCCCAGAAUUUGCUGCCUGCCACCACCACCAACAACCACAAUUCUCCACUAUUUCUUCAUCUUCAGCAGGAGAUUAUUGAGGAUUAGGUUGUAUUGUUUUGAAUGGGGAAAGGUACAAAAUGCAAGUCCGGAUCGCACCGGAUGUUUAAAGAUAGGGCGAAGAGCCGUGUGGAGGACCUGCAGGUGCUCUUUACGGACCUGCAGUGUGCCAGGAAAGAGAGCCGCAGCGCUGAUGUGGCUGUGUAUGAAGAACAGCUUAAUCAGAUGCUUAAAGAAUGGAAGAAUGAGCUUAAUCAGCCUUCACCGGCUUCUUCUUUGCAACAGGGUGGAAGUAUGGAUCCGUUUUCUCCGGAUAUAAGUAGGCUUUUGCAGCUUUGUGAUGAGGAAGAUGAUGCAACUAGUGGAUUAGCCGCCCCAAAACCGGAUCCUGAUGGCCUUAAAGCCGGUGAGAAUGCAGUUUUUCAUGAGGAUUUUGCUGUUACUCAAACGUCUCAGGAACAAGGUUUCCAAUUGGUUGAUCAAUGCAAAGGCUCUCCUUCAGGUGUUAACAACAACAACAAUAUGGGCAUUGCUGCUAAUCAAUUCGAUUAUUUUUCAUUCGAUUUAGCUCAAGAGUUUGAGCACAGUCUUUUUACUGGUGGGUUGGAUGUCACGGGUCGAGAAAACGGUUUAUCUCAGCAACAGAUGACUGCCUUUUUGCCCACUAUCAGCCCACCACCGUCUGCUUUCUUGGGCCCAAAAUGUGCUCUGUGGGAUUGUCCUAGGCCCGCACAGGGGUGGUGUUCUGAUAGGCCCGUGCAAGGGUGGUUUCCUGACUAUUGCAGUGGCUUGCAUGCUGUAACUGCUCAAAAUGAAGGUCAAUUCGGGAUGGCGCCUGUGUUACGGCCUAAAGGUAUUGAGCUGAAGGAUUCUUUGCUGUUUGAUGCUCUUAGUGCCAAAUCUCAGGGGAAGGAUGUCGGUGUUCCAGAAUGCGAAGGGGCUGCUACCGCUAAAUCUCCAUGGAAUGCGCCUGAGCUCUUUGAUCUCUCGGUUUUUGAGGGUGAAACACUACGAGAGUGGUUAUUUUUCGAUAAGCCACGAAGGGCAUUCGAGAGUGGAAACCGAAAACAGAGAUCUCUUCCAGAUUACAAUGGGCGCGGUUGGCACGAAUCAAGAAAGCAAGUAAUUAACGAAUCCGGGUGGCUAAAACGGUCCUAUUACAUGGACCCGCAGCCCAUGAAGUUCCUCGAGUGGCACCUCUACGAGUAUGAAAUCAGCAAAUACGACGCAUGUGCUUUGUAUAGACUUGAACUCAAGCUCGUUGACGGUAAGAAAACGCCAAAAGGAAAGAUCGCAAACGAUUCGGUGGCUGAUCUUCAAAAGCAAAUGGGAAGACUUACCGCUGAGUUUCAAUUGGAAAAUAGCAACAAUAAUAAACGGUCUGUUAAAGGAAGGGGAAGAGCGAAUUUGAAAGGCAACAAUGGAGGUGGAACCGUCUAUCCCGGUUCAAACCCGACUGUGCCAGAUGGUGGUCUUGAUAAUGGGUCAAAUGCAUCGUUUGACUAUCUUGUAGAAGAUCUUGGCGGCUACUACUUGACCUAGGUAGACCAAAUUACUCUAGUCUCAUGUUUUGUUAUUUAAAGUCAAAGUCAAACGUUGACCCGGGGUUGUAAAAUGUGCUUGGUUUUUAGGCGGAGCACAAAUCUAACUGUUGGAGAUGGUUAUGAAAAGUGAAGACAGCUGCCGCCCGUGGUGGUGGUGGUGGCACUUACUUUUUGUUUUCCUGAACCAUCUUUUCGUCUUAUGAUGAUGGUAAACAACAUUAAUAUUGUGUCGGUUGUUGCCAUAUCUAGGUUAUAUGAUUAUACCGAGUUAUAAAUAUCUGAUUUUGAUGCUAAUCGACUAUAAAGCAUGUUCUUCGUGCCCAAAUUAGCAGCAGCUCUUAUGUAACGUGUCGUCAGUUGGUAUAUAUGAAUUGCUGGUUUUUUGAGGUUC
Molecule: messenger RNA, 2084 nt
Organism: Helianthus annuus (common sunflower)
Lineage: Eukaryota; Viridiplantae; Streptophyta; Magnoliopsida; Asterales; Asteraceae
Product: transcription factor VOZ1
Exons: 5
Coding region: 213-1691 (492 amino acids)
Biological process (GO): positive regulation of long-day photoperiodism, flowering; regulation of DNA-templated transcription
Source: RefSeq, a predicted model, not a curated record